GGAUCCCUUACCCUUGUGGGAGGGGAAGCAGAGCUUAUCCAACCAGAACUUGUCUGGUUACCGCAUGCUUGAUUAUCUCCCCCCCCCCCCACAGCAUGUAAACCUACCACAAAGGAGCUGAAGUUCAAAUAGGGCUCUUUUAGCUUCGCCUGAAAUGAUGGAUUGAAAGCUUUAGAACUGAAACGCAGAAGAGCCGGAGUUCCUGAAAAGCAAGUCACUGCUGCAGCCUAUUGUCCCUGAGUGUCUAUAGCAUGGGAGCCGACGGCUUAGAUUCAGCAAUCAAGUUAAAGGGAUGAGAGUUUAAACAAUAAGGAAAUAACAGGACUGCAGUAGCUUUACGUUGUUCGCCUUUCAAUCACAGUACCAAAUGCAUGGACCUUUUCAUGCAACAGAAUCUAGGUAGCCCUCAUCGCAAAUGAAUACAUUUCUUUUGGUAUCAGUGAUGUCACUAUUUCUGUGGAUGAGCCGCUCAAUGCAUCGUUGAUUUAUUAUUAUUAUUAUUUAAAGCAAGUUUGAAGCUUGAAAAAAGAAACUCGAAGGAAACAGGAUCAAUACAUUCAUACAAAACAAUACAAAAAUAAAAGACCAUGAAGACAGCAGUGUGCUUGUUUCUAAUGGUUGUCAUUGGAGUCCAUUCCAGUAAGCCCCAAGAUUCUGAAGGCAGCGAUGAGGGAGAGGAGCAAGAAUUCAUUUACUCAAACAGGUAUAAGCGCUCCAGCGACACACAAGACAAGUGCACCUAUACCUUUAUUGUACCUCAGCAAAAAGUGACGGGUGCUAUUUGUGUUAAUUCAAAAGAACCUGAAGUUCUACUUGAAAACAGGGUAAAUAAGCAAGAACUAGAGCUGCUGAACAAUGAACUACUAAAGCAAAAGAGACAAAUAGAAACCCUUCAGCAGCUGGUAGAGGUAGAUGGAGGAAUUGUUAAUGAAGUGAAGCUCUUACGAAAAGAGAGCCGCAACAUGAACUCACGGGUCACACAAUUGUACAUGCAGCUGCUGCACGAAAUCAUCCGAAAAAGAGACAAUGCUUUAGAACUUUCCCAAUUGGAAAAUAAGAUACUGAAUCAAACUGCCGACAUGUUGCAGCUUGCAAACAAAUACAAAGACCUGGAGCACAAGUACCAACAUUUGGUAUCGAUUGCGAAUAACCAGUCUAUAAUUAUUGGACAGCUGGAAGAGCACUGCCAAAGGACACCGUCCAUUAAACCCAUCCUCCAACCUCCACAGCCUCCAAACCGAGUCUACCAGCCUCCCACUUACAAUCGUAUCAUUAAUCAAAUAUCUACCAAUGAGAUUCAGAGUGACCAGAAUUUAAAGGUUCUACCACCAACUCUCCCAACCAUGCCACCAGUUACCAGUAUUCCAACUUCCACUGACAAACCAUCAGGUCCUUGGAGAGACUGCCUACAAGCAUUAGAAGAUGGCCAUGACACCAGUUCCAUAUACCUUGUGAAGCCUGAAAAUACAAACCGAUUGAUGCAGGUCUGGUGUGAUCAACGACAUGAUCCUGGUGGCUGGACAGUCAUUCAAAGACGUUUGGAUGGAUCUGUCAACUUUUUCAGGAACUGGGAGACUUAUAAGCAAGGAUUUGGUAACAUCGAUGGAGAGUAUUGGUUGGGCUUAGAAAAUAUUUAUUGGCUAACAAAUCAACGCAACUACAAAUUGCUGAUAACUAUGGAAGACUGGUCAGGCCGUAAAGUGUUUGCUGAAUACGCCAGUUUCCGACUAGAGCCAGAAAGCGAGUACUACAAGUUGCGAUUGGGCCGAUACAAUGGCAAUGCUGGAGAUUCCUUCACAUGGCAUAAUGGGAAACAAUUCACUACGCUGGACAGAGACCAUGAUGUAUACACAGGUAACUGUGCUCAUUAUCAGAAAGGGGGAUGGUGGUACAAUGCAUGUGCACACUCGAACCUCAACGGUGUUUGGUAUCGAGGAGGACACUACCGAAGUCGAUAUCAAGACGGUGUCUACUGGGCUGAGUUCCGGGGGGGCUCAUUUUCACUGAAGAAAGUUGUCAUGAUGAUCAGACCUAAUCCCAACACAUUCCACUGAAAAGAUACUUCUCAUGAGACAGAAUAAAAAGGCAACAACAGUUGCGUGUGCUAUCCAGAACACAUCUUUUCAGCAGUGAAGAAUGUAAUAUGUUGUACAUUGACUGUUAUUAAUCAGAGGACUUGUACAUUGUAUUUUUUCAAGAAUUGUUCCAGAACCAAAAUAACAAGAAACAUUUCAAAACAUGACUCUUAGUACCAAAAUAAUUUGUUCUUGUUUGGGGUUGUUUUUUUAAACAGUUGUCAGGUAAAAAAUAGACUGUAGAUAAAUUGAGAUGCUAAGAAUACUGCCACAACAUCUAAAUAUUUUUGUAUAUUAUAUAUAUUCUCAAAUACUGAACUUAUUCAAAACUGUACAGCAAGACUUUUUAUAAAUUCAUUUGACACAGGAAAUUAUAUCCUUUGAAAAUAUGUAACCAGUAAAGGUACCUUAGACUGUUAAAGUGGUUGUUCUUAAUUUAAUCUUUGUUAGCUGGUGAGAAUGCUUAGUAUCUGCUUUAAAGUGUCCACACGGUGCCUAGCACAAACAAAGCCCAUGUUUCCCAAGGUUCAAGGUACUAUUAGAACUUGACAAUGAAUAAUUUCAUACAGUACACAUGAAGAGUCCAGGCUGUUCUCGUCUCUGCAUCUUUUAAUAGACCAGCCAUUAUCCGUAAACUGACCAAACAGGUAUUUUUGUCAUCAUCAAAGCAGUAUCAGCAUUUUUAAUUGAACACCCAGACUUUUAGAAACAAUCUAGAUUUUACUUGUUUGCUGCAUACUUUAUAAUCAACUUUGUCACAUAAAUGAUAGCUUACAGGUUUCAAGCUAUUUUGUACCCUAAGAGUUGUUACCUGCUCUAUAGUUACUGCACCAACAAAGAGAGCUAUCCAACUUUGCAGGCAAAUGAUGGAUACAGAUAUAGAACCUAUUUAAAUACCCUUAGCCGCUAUAUUAUGACCUUUGGGAGAGACUAUUUGAAACCCAGAACUAUAUUUGCCAUAUUUCUCUAUUAUUGCCAAAUAUACAUAUUAAAAAAAUUAUGCAACCAUAUUUAUAAAUAAAGUUCAAUGUAGAAACCUGAAUUCCUGAAUUCUAGUAUUCUGCUGAGGUAAGUUUCCAGAACAGAUUAUUUUAGCACACGUUGCAUUAUAGGAACAGUGAAAACCCUUAAUUUCAAAACUCUUAUUACCUCAUUAUUUCUUUCCUGAUGUGCAUCAAAAGUUUUGGAGUCUGAUGUAGCAUGUGUUGUAUAUAAAUGAAAGUAGGGAUUUUAAUAUAUUAUCAGAUUAUCCUUGUUAUGAUGCAAAUGUGUAAUAAAAGCAACA
Molecule: messenger RNA, 3360 nt
Organism: Elgaria multicarinata webbii
Lineage: Eukaryota; Metazoa; Chordata; Lepidosauria; Squamata; Anguidae
Gene: ANGPTL2
Product: angiopoietin like 2
Exons: 5
Coding region: 588-2054 (488 amino acids)
Source: RefSeq, a predicted model, not a curated record